AUGGCGCACAUCCAGACCGAGCGCGCCUACCAGAAGCAGCCGACCAUCUUCGAGAACAAAAAGAGAGUGGCGAUUCCUAUUUGGUGUGGUGACGAAGAUGAAGAAGCAUCGUCAUCUGCCGAGAUUAACGCCACUACAUCCGCAAGUACAAUCGCUUCGAGAAGCAUCACAAGAACGUGUCCAUACACCCGUCUCCCUGCUUCAGAGAUGUCCAUCCAGAUCGGCAGCAUUGUCACCGUGGGCGAGUGCCGGCCACUGAGCAAGACCUUGCGCUUCAGUGUGCUCAAGGUCACCAAGGCCAUGGGCACCAAGAAGCAGUUCCAGAAGUUCUGA
Messenger RNA from Elephantulus edwardii (Cape elephant shrew), 333 nucleotides. RefSeq names its product 40S ribosomal protein S11-like. Lineage: Eukaryota; Metazoa; Chordata; Mammalia; Macroscelidea; Macroscelididae. Gene Ontology annotation, biological process: translation. Bases 1 to 333 code for a protein of 110 amino acids. Gene Ontology annotation, cellular component: ribosome. The transcript has 2 exons. The record is from RefSeq and is a predicted model, not a curated record. Gene Ontology annotation, molecular function: structural constituent of ribosome.